Cicer arietinum (chickpea) is the source of this 1966-nucleotide messenger RNA. Its product is annotated as transcription initiation factor TFIID subunit 6. Lineage: Eukaryota; Viridiplantae; Streptophyta; Magnoliopsida; Fabales; Fabaceae. The record is from RefSeq and is a predicted model, not a curated record. Gene Ontology annotation, cellular component: SAGA complex; transcription factor TFIID complex; SLIK (SAGA-like) complex. Gene Ontology annotation, biological process: transcription initiation at RNA polymerase II promoter; RNA polymerase II preinitiation complex assembly. Gene Ontology annotation, molecular function: RNA polymerase II general transcription initiation factor activity; protein heterodimerization activity; transcription coactivator activity.
GCUUCUUUAUACCCAUUAUCUUCCAUCAAAAUCAAAAUUACUCAACAAAAACAAAAGAGAGAAUGGGCGUAAUAACAAGACCGCAUCCUUCAUAGUUCAUCCACUUCGACAUUCAUCUUCCUCAAUCGCUACACACUCACAUCAUCGCUUCAUCUCAAAAGCAAAGCAAGUGGUGAUUGAGUGUAGUUGAAUAUGAGCAUUGUUCCGAAAGAGACGAUCGAGGUUAUUGCACAGAGUAUUGGGAUUAACAAUUUAUCUCCCGAUGUUGCUCUUGCUGUUGCUCCUGAUGUUGAAUACCGUAUGCGCCAGAUCAUGCAGGAAGCAAUCAAAUGCAUGCGACACUCUAGGAGAACCACUUUGACGGCGGAUGAUGUUGAUGCUGCACUCAACUUGAAGAAUGUUGAACCAAUAUAUGGAUUUGCAUCUGGUGGUCCUUUACGGUUUAAACGAGCUGUUGGACACAGAGAUUUGUUUUAUAUUGAUGACAAGGAUGUUGACUUAAAAGAUGUCAUUGAAGCUUCUUUACCAAAAGCACCCCUUGAUACUGCACUUACAUGUCACUGGCUUGCCAUUGAAGGAGUGCAACCUGCUAUUCCAGAAAAUGCUCCUGUAGAGGUAAUUUCAGCUCCUUCAGAUAUCAAAAAGCAUGAACAAAAGGACGACAACCUUCCAGUUGACAUCAAAUUACCUGUUAAGCAUGUAUUAUCUAAAGAGCUUCAGCUGUAUUUUGAUAAAGUGGCUGAGUUAACUUUGAAUGAGCCUGAUUCUGUUCUCUUCAAAGAAGCAUUAGUAAGUUUGGCUACUGAUUCUGGACUUCAUCCGUUAGUUCCGUACUUCACAUGCUUUGUAGCUGAUGAGGUUUCUCAUGGUUUGCAUAAUUUUCCCCUUCUAUUUGCGCUGAUGCGAGUUGUUAAUAGCCUUUUGCAAAACCCUUGUAUUCAUAUCGAACCUUAUCUACACCAAUUGAUGCCAUCAAUUGUGACCUGCCUUGUUGCCAAAAGGUUGGGAAGUAGAUUGACAGACAACCAUUGGGAACUUAGAGACUUCACAGCUAACCUGGUUGCAUCAAUAUGCAAAAGGUUUGGACAUGUUUAUAGUAAUCUACAAUCGCGGUUGACAAGAACAUUGCUAAAUGCAUUCUUGGAUCCCAAGAAGGCAAUGACACAACACUAUGGUGCAAUUCAGGGGUUAGGAGCUCUGGGACCCAAUGUGGUUCGCCUUCUUUUGCUGCCAAAUCUUGAAACAUAUAUACGACUUCUUGAACCAGAGAUGCUUCUUGAGACACAGAAAAAUGAAAUUAAAAGGCAUGAAGCUUGGCGUGUUUAUGGAGCCUUGCUGCGUGCUGCAGGUCAAUGUAUAUACGUUCCGCUAAAGUUGUUCCCAGCUUUUCCAUCUCCUGACCCUCAUGCUGUUUGGAAGACCAGUGCAAAUGUUCUUACGUCUCCACCUCAUAAACGCAAGGCAAGCCCUAUGGAAUUGGAACAGCAGCCCCCUGUGAAGAAAGCAGCUACUGAUGGAGAGGUUAGUGUGGUUCUGGCAAAUUCCUCACCAUCUCAUAUGCAAGGUGAGACAGGAACUCAAGCUUCUUCAGUUGAUUCAAAAAUUGGUUCAUCAUCAUCUUCUGGACAGACGACAAAUCAAAAUCAGAUCACUAUCGAUGGUGAAGUUAGAAGCAAGGAGGUUGAUACUCAGGGUCUGAACGCUUCUGCCAUCCUAGCUCAUAUUUGGAAGGAUGAGCUGAACUCAGGACGUAUCUUGUCGUCACUGGUUGAGCUGUUUGGUGAAAACAUCCUUUCAUUCAUUCAGUCUCGUGAGAUGUGUAUGUUCUUGUAACUUAGGGCGUAUUUUAGCAUGUUUUUUAUGGAUAACCUAUAGGUAAUGUGUGAUUUCUAGAACAAACUAAUAUCACUUGGUAUAAAGUAUAUAAUUUUUUUUUUCUGGCGAAUGAAAUUUUACUCCACCAUAA